ACAAUGGCAGCCACAGUCAGACGGCAGAGGCCACGGAGGCCAGCCUGUUGGGUCUUGGUGACUGUGCUCUUGGCAGACCUGUUGGCACUGAGUGAGACGCUGGCAGUCAUGUCUGUGGACUUGGGCAGCGAGUCCAUGAAGGUGGCCAUCGUCAAGCCUGGAGUGCCCAUGGAAAUUGUCUUGAACAAGGAAUCGCGGAGGAAAACCCCAGUAACUGUAACCCUGAAAGAAAAUGAAAGGUUUCUUGGCGACAGUGCAGCAAGCAUGGCCAUCAAGAAUCCAAAGGCUACACUGCGUUACUUCCAGCCCCUCCUAGGGAAGCAAGCAGAUAACCCCCACGUGGCCCUUUACCGGGCCCGGUUCCCUGAGCACGAGCUGGCUGUGGACCCACAGAGGCAGACUGUGCACUUCCAGAUGAGCCCGCAGCUGCAGUUCUCACCUGAGGAGGUGCUGGCCAUGAUUCUCAAUUACUCCCGUUCCCUGGCUGAAGAUUUUGCAGAGCAGCCCAUCAAGGACGCAGUGAUCACUGUGCCAGCCUUCUUCAACCAGGCUGAGCGCCGGGCCGUUCUGCAGGCGGCCCGCAUGGCCGGCCUCAAGGUGCUGCAGCUCAUCAACGACAACACCGCCACCGCGCUCAGCUACGGCGUCUUCCGCAGGAAGGAUAUCAAUGCCACCGCCCAGAAUGUCAUGUUCUACGACAUGGGCUCAGGCAGCACCGUGUGCACCAUUGUCACCUACCAGACAGUGAAGACCAAGGAGGCAGGGCUGCAGCCUCAGCUGCAGAUCCGGGGAGUGGGGUUUGACCGCACCCUGGGGGGCCUGGAGAUGGAGAUCCGACUGCGGGAGCAUCUGGCCGGGCUUUUCAAUGAGCAGCGGAAGGGCCACGGCUCAAAGGACGUACGAGCGAACCCCCGUGCCAUGGCCAAGCUGCUGCGUGAAGCCAAUAGGGUCAAGACGGUCCUGAGUGCCAACGCUGACCACAUGGCUCAGAUCGAGGGCCUGAUGGACGAUGUGGACUUCAAAGCCAAGGUGACUCGAGCGGAGUUUGAGGAGCUGUGCGCAGACCUGUUUGAGCGGGUGCCCGGGCCUGUGCAACAGGCGCUGCAGAGUGCGGAGAUGGGUCUGGAUGAGAUUGAGCAGGUGAUCCUGGUGGGGGGAGCCACGCGGGUACCCAAGGUGCAGGAGGUGCUGCUGAAAGCUGUGGGCAAGGAGGAGCUGGGGAAGAACAUCAACGCGGACGAGGCUGCCGCCAUGGGGGCUGUGUACCAGGCAGCGGCACUCAGCAAAGCCUUCAAGGUGAAGCCCUUCGUCGUCCGGGACGCCGUGAUCUACCCCAUCCUGGUGGAGUUCACGAGAGAGAUGGAGGAGGAGACGGGGGCUCGCAGCCUGAAGCACAAUAAGCGUGUGCUCUUCUCCCGCAUGGGACCCUACCCACAACGCAAGGUCAUCACCUUCAACCGCUACAGCCAGGACUUCAACUUCUACAUCAACUAUGGCGACCUGGGCUUCCUGGGGCCCGAGGAUCUUCGGGUCUUUGGCUCCCAGAACCUGACCACCGUGGCGCUGAAAGGUGUGGGCGAGAGCUUCAAGAAGUAUCCCGACUACGAGUCCAAGGGCAUCAAGGCGCACUUCAACCUGGACGAGAGUGGUGUGCUGAGCCUGGACAGGGUGGAGACCGUAUUUGAGACGCUGGUGGAGGAGAGUCCAGAAGAGGAGUCCACGCUCACCAAACUGGGCAACACCAUUUCCAGCCUGUUUGGAGGUGGUACCACGCCAGAGGCCAAGGAAAAUGGGACCGAGACAGUCCAGGAGGAAGAGGAAGGCCCUGCUGAAGGGAGCAAGGAAGAGGCCGGGAAGCAGGCAGAGGUGAAGGAGGAAGCUGAGGCCCUGUCGGAGGAUCCCUCUCAGCCCCCACCCCCUGAGGGGAAGGCACCCCCCGCUGGAGAAAAGGUUGCAGAAAAAGAAGAUGGGGAGCAGUCGGAGGCCAAGAAGCCAGGUGAAAAGGGAGAGGCGGGCCCUGAGAGCGACCCACCCACCCCAGAGGAAGGGAAGAAGCCCAAGCCGGCCCGGAAGCAGAGAGUGGUGGAGGAGAUAGGGGUGGAGUUGUCCAUCCUGGAUCUGGUGGACUUGCCAGAGGAUAUGAUUGCUCAUUCCAUACAAAAAGGGGCCCGGCUCCUCCCGGAGAUGGACCAGGUCUUCACCCAGGUGGAAAUGGCAACGCUGGAGAACGUCAUCAACGAGACCUGGGCCUGGAAGAACACGACUGUGGCUGAGCAGGCCAAGCUGCCCGCCACAGAGAAGCCCGUGUUGCUCUCAAAGGACAUCGAGGCCAAGAUGAUGGCCCUGGACCGCGAAGUGCAGUAUCUGCUCAAUAAGGCCAAGUUUGCCAAGCCUCGGCCCCGGCCCAAGGACAAGAAUGGGACCCGGGCAGAGCCUCCCAUCAACGCCAGUGCUGGGGACCAGGGAGAGAAGGUCAUCCCGCCACCAGACCAGACUGAAGACGCAAAGCCCAUUCCAGAGCCCGAGCAGGUAGAGACAGGAACGGAAUCGACCGAUGCUGAGCCUCUGGAGUUAGAAGGUCCAGGAGCAGAAUCCGAGCAGAAAGAGCAGCCAGGGGAGCAGCAGCGGACUAAGAAGAACGACGAGCUAUAACCCCACCUCCUCCGUUUCCCAUCUCCCAUACCCUCUUCUCCCACCACCUCUAUUUAUUAAACACUGAGGGUGGGGGAGAGGAGGGACCUGCCCCAGGGUCUCCAGCCCUUCUGUCACCUAUGGAUGGA
Molecule: messenger RNA, 2780 nt
Organism: Echinops telfairi (small Madagascar hedgehog)
Lineage: Eukaryota; Metazoa; Chordata; Mammalia; Afrosoricida; Tenrecidae
Gene: HYOU1
Product: hypoxia up-regulated 1
Exons: 22
Coding region: 4-2652 (882 amino acids)
Biological process (GO): negative regulation of hypoxia-induced intrinsic apoptotic signaling pathway; cellular response to hypoxia; endoplasmic reticulum unfolded protein response
Cellular component (GO): endoplasmic reticulum chaperone complex
Molecular function (GO): ATP binding; ATP-dependent protein folding chaperone
Source: RefSeq, a predicted model, not a curated record